AAUAUCACUUCCCCUAAAUUGACUACCUCAGUCAAAUUCAUUUUCUCUACAAUACAAACACUACAAUUUUUCCCCAUUCCUUUCAAUUUUUACCUCUAAUCUCACAGUCAAUUUCUCAAAAAUUUCUCAGCCGAUCUCAUGCCAAUUUCAUUACAUGCCGCGACGCCUCACCAAACGCCGACAAACCAACCCGAAUCGUCUUUUCCAUACCUCGCCAAACGUCGCGACGCCUCACCAGAUGCCGCGAUGCCUCACCAGACGCCAACAAACCAAAGACUAACCAUCAUUUCCACGCCUCGCCAGAAGUUGUCACGUCUCACCAAACCAACCGAAAUCGUCAUUUCCACACCUCGCCUUGCCAAAUGCCAUGACGCCUCGCCAGACGCCGAAAAACUACAAACAAAACUCUCGUCGUUUCCACACCUCGCCAGAAGCCGCCACGCAUCGCCAGUUGAGAAUCGAAGGCACAAGAUUCCAGAAGCUGCCCAUUUCAAAGCCCUUGGCUCUACCGUUGAGGAAGCAUUUAUGGAUUUGGUAUUGUUGGUUGAACACUUGUGGUUGGUGUUGUAUGUGAUUAACCGUGGAAUUCUUUUUCCUUGUUUCUGGAUUUUUGUAGUCCUAAAUAUUUAACAGGAUUGUAGGAGAGCUUUAGAAUGGUUUAUAAAUCCUAGAUAGAAGCUGGGUUCAGUUCAUAGUUGCGUUUAAUUCUGUUCGACUGGUUUGGUUCUUGUAUGUUGGCAUUUUAGUUAAUACUGCUGAACUUUGGGAGUAUGUAUUUUGUGCCAAAUAUUUGCCUUUUCUGUUCUGUUUUUAACUUCUGGUGCACUAACUUGAUAUAUCUUCCCAGGUCAAUAAUAAAAGAUUCAAACAUAUAUAAUUUUGGUAACUAUUUUGGCAGGUAGUCGUGCCCUCUCAAUGGAAUUAUUUGCUUGUCUUUUGGAAACUAUUUUAGGCAGGUAAUUGUGUUGUUGCAGAAUUUGCAUGAUUGCAGGUUUUGAAGGUUCCGAGAGAUUGCUACAUUUCGGGUAGUUUGUGCAGGUUUGUUAGUUUUAUGCUUUUUGCAUUGUGUGCAAUUUCUAAAAGGUUGUUGCAGUUUGUAUAGGUUGUCCAGUGUGUAUUUGCUAACGAGAGUUUUCUGCAGUUUGUGCAACUUUUGGUUGUUGGUUACAGAAUGUGUAGCAAGUAAUGCAGUAUUUUGCAGGAUUAUGAUGCAAUUGUGUUGUUGCCGAGGGAGUGCUUUAACUUGGUCAAAGAUGCAUCAAUUUUUGUAGUUUUUGUUUGCUCUGCCUGAGAGAUUUUGUACUGGUGUAGCUUGUGCGUGUGUGCAGUUUUUGAAGCUGCUGCAAUUGUUCUCUGCCUUUGGUGUUGUAUGCAGUCUUCGGGUGUCUGUUACAACUUGUGUAGUCCAUGCUGUUUGUGCUUUUUUUGUUUUCAGGAUUUCCUCCCAACUUGUACAGUGUGGAUUGCUGGUUUUGAAGCUUGUGCAACUUUUCUGGUUUGGUUUGCUGAUCCUUUUUGUAAAGGCCUUUAAGGGUUGACGUUUGGGUGCCCUUGGUUGCUUCGGUCUCUAUUGUCUUUCCUUGGUUGUCCUUGCUUUUGUAGUUUUGUCCCUUGGGAAUGCCCAAGGUUCUUGGUUUUAAUGGGGAAUCCCCUUUCUUAGGUUGCAA
This is a messenger RNA of Pistacia vera, 1667 nucleotides long. RefSeq lists its product as uncharacterized. The record is from RefSeq and is a predicted model, not a curated record. The transcript is spliced from 2 exons. The coding region runs from base 139 to 630 and encodes 163 amino acids. NCBI's taxonomy places the organism in Eukaryota, Viridiplantae, Streptophyta, Magnoliopsida, Sapindales, Anacardiaceae.